CAAGAAGUUUGAGAGAAGAAAAAUUUCAGAAAAAUUGCUUCGGUUUGAGUAGAACAUCAGUGAAUGAAGAAAAACUGAAGCACUUUUCCUAAAGAAAAUCUAGGUACACAGUAACUUCACAGACUUAGCUGAAGGUUUUUACCCAAAUUGGCCACUGGACUCUGCUGUCUUGAUACUUGAACGAACUAUUUGGAAUUUUUCUCAUGUGGAUCUAAGGGGAAUGCUUUAUUAUGGCUGCUGUUGUCCAACAGAACGACCUAGUAUUUGAAUUUGCUAGUAACGUCAUGGAGGAUGAACAACAGCUUGGUGAUCCAGCUAUUUUUCCUGCCGUAAUUGUGGAACAUGUUCCUGGUGCUGAUAUUCUCAACAGUUACGCUGGUCUAGCCUGUGUGGAAGAGCCCAAUGAUAUGAUUACUGAGAGCUCACUGGAUGUCGCUGAGGAAGAAAUCAUAGAUGAUGAUGAUGAUGACAUCACUCUCACAGUUGAAGCUUCUUGUCAUGAUGGGGAUGAAACAAUUGAAACUAUUGAGGCUGCUGAGGCACUCCUCAAUAUGGACUCUCCAGGCCCUAUGCUGGAUGAAAAGCGAAUAAAUAAUAAUAUAUUUAGUUCAUCUGAAGAUGAUAUUGUUGUUGCCCCAAUCACCCAUGUGUCCGUCACAUUAGAUGGGAUUCCUGAAGUGGUGGAAACUCAGCAAGUGCAAGAGACAUAUGCAGACUCACCAGGAGCCUCUUCACCAGAACAACCUAAGAGAAAGAAAGGGAGAAAAACUAAACCACCACGACCAGAUUCCCCAGCCACAACACCAAACAUAUCUGUGAAGAAGAAAAACAAAGAUGGGAAGGGAAACACAAUUUAUCUUUGGGAGUUUUUACUGGCACUGCUCCAGGACAAAGCUACCUGUCCUAAAUAUAUCAAAUGGACCCAGAGAGAAAAAGGCAUUUUUAAAUUGGUAGAUUCUAAAGCAGUAUCCAGGUUGUGGGGAAAGCACAAAAACAAACCUGAUAUGAAUUAUGAGACCAUGGGAAGAGCACUCAGGUACUAUUACCAAAGAGGUAUUCUGGCAAAAGUGGAAGGUCAGCGCUUGGUCUAUCAGUUUAAAGAUAUGCCAAAAGAUCUUAUCUAUAUAGAUGAUGAGGAUCCAGGUUCCAGCAUAGAAUCUUCGGAUCCAUCAUUAUCUUCAACAACCACUUCAAGUAGGAAUCAAGCAAGCCGAUCGAGAGUAUCAAGUCCAGGGAUAAGAGGAGGAGCCACUACAGUUCUAAAACCAGGGAAUUCUAAAGCUACAAAACCCAAAGAUCCUGUGGAAGUUGCACAGCCAUCAGAAGUUUUGAGGACAAUGCAGCCCCCACAGUCUCCAUAUCCUACCCAGCUCUUCCGGACUGUUCAUGUAGUACAGCCAGUACAAGCUGUCCCAGAAGGAGAAGCAACUAUAACCAGUAGUAUGCAGGAUGACACAUUAAGUUCUUCUGUUCAGAGUAUUAGGACUAUACAGGCUGCCACCCAAGUUCCAGUGGUCGUGUCUCCUGGGAAUCAGCAGUUGCAUACUGUAACACUCCAGACAGUGCCACUCACAACGGUUAUAGCCAGCACAGAUCCAUCAUCAGGUGCUGGAUCUCAGAAGUUUAUUUUACAAGCCAUUCCAUCAUCACAGCCCAUGACAGUACUGAAAGAAAAUGUCAUGCUACAGUCACAGAAGCCAGGCUCUCCUCCUUCCAUUGUCUUUAGCCCUGCUCACGUACAGCAGGUUCUUACUAGCAAUGUUCAGUCCAUUUGCAAUGGAACCGUCAGUAUGGCUUCAUCUCCAUCCUUCAGUGCUACUACACCUGUGGUGACCUUUUCUCCUCGAAGUUCACAACUGGUUGCUCACCCACCUGGCACUGUAAUCACUUCAGUUAUCAAAGCUCAAGAAACAAAAACUCUUACACAGGAAGGAGAGAAAAAGGAGGUUGAAGAUCAUUUGAAAGAAGAUACUGAGAAAACUGAGCAACCGCCACAGCCUUAUGUGAUGGUGGUAUCCAGUUCCAAUGGAUUUACCUCCCAGGUAGCUAUGAAACAAAAUGAACUGCUGGAACCCAACUCUUUUUAAUUAACAUGCCAGAGAACUUAUGGAUAAUUAUUUUUUAAUUGAACAUUUUCAGCUGUAUGCAAACUAGCUGAUUGAUUGUAAGGUAAAUUCUACAGAGGUUCCUAAUUUUGUAAUUGUUAAAAAUAAUUUAGAGUUAAUUUUGACUUUGUUAGAUGAGGGAGGAAAACCCAAGUGUUUCUCUUUGUUUUCCAAAUGUUUUAGAAUUCAGUUGUGAAGGAACAUGCAUUUUAUACUAUGAAGACAUUCUUUUGAAUUUUUUUUCCAGUUUCUAUAUCAUAAGCAUUUAUAAACUUCUUUUCUAAUUUUACAUUGUAUUAGCUUUUCUGAUUCUUUUGUAAAUACAGUACUUAAAUAUAAGGCAACAGGAAAUUUAUAUAGGAACUGUUUUCAUUCCACUUGUAUAUGUUAAGUCUUGACUCUUUCAAAUGCAAGAACCCUAUUUUAUACUUUGUUAAAAUUAUGAUGUCACUUAGAUUGACUUUAGUUGGCUACACUGUAUAAUGAAUUAUGAAUAUGUAAGAUAACAUUAAAAGUUUAAACAUGCCCAUGAUAUCUCUGAACUGUUUCAGAAGUAGGAUAGUAUGAAAGCAUCAGCCUAGGAGUGGCACUCCCACUAACUAGCUGUGUAACCUUGGCAAGCCACUUGAUCUUUUUGGGCCUUAGUUCUUCUCAUAAAAGGAAGGGAUGCAUUGGAGUAGACUAGAAAUUGGAGUAGAAAUUGAUUUCCAAUUUCUCUUCUACUUCUAAAUUUUAUGAUUCUAACACAUAUAUUUUAAAGUUAUGUCAGUUAAUAAAUCAUUAUCAGUUUAUUUCCCAAUGUAAAUAUAGCUACAAUAUUGCAGAAAAAUAAGCGGCCUCACAAAAUUCAUUCUUCUAUUAUCAGUAAGAUCUGCCAUAAACUCUUCCUAAGUACUCUGUUCAUUAACUCUGUGGACCACUAUGCACUGUGGUCCAUUAGUAAACUUAUGUUGCUGAAUGCUAAGUGAUACAUUGCUAUUCUGAGAGUCAAGGCUCUUUCUUAAUGGCCAAGAAAGAACUUGAGCCUUGGGUUAAUCUGGCUGACUUGUCAGUUGUUAUAAAAGCAUAAUUGCUUUAUAUUUUGGAUAAUUUUUUAUUGGAUAUGGGGGGAGGAGUGAACUGCAUACAAAGAUAACAUACAUAUAUAUCCAAGUUUCUGAAAUAAAAUAGUCUUUAGAUUACUUUUUGAACUGUAAAUAAUGUACAUUUAGCAUCACAAGAAAAAUUGUUUUCUGCAAAUUUUUUAGUAUAUUUAGUAUAGCAGAGAAAUUUUUGUAGAUGAAAAAUCAUUAUGUUAGAGUUCUAAUGUUACAUGUUUUCAUAUUACAGAGUGAAUUUGUAUUUUAAAAAUUUAAAUUUUUGAAUCCUCUAAACAUUUUUGUAUCUUUAAUUGGUUUAUUAUUAAAUAAAUCAUGUAAAAAUUCUCAGUUUCUGUUUUCAGGCAAAUAUUUCUUAAAGAACAAGGGUACAGAGAAUGGUGCUAGUAUUUAUUUAUAUGUUUAUAUAACAAACUUCAUUAGUCAGAAUUGCA
This is a messenger RNA of Galeopterus variegatus (Sunda flying lemur), 3636 nucleotides long. It is a transcript of the gene ELF1, whose product is annotated as E74-like factor 1 (ets domain transcription factor). The coding region runs from base 231 to 2087 and encodes 618 amino acids. The record is from RefSeq and is a predicted model, not a curated record. Gene Ontology annotation, cellular component: nucleus. NCBI's taxonomy places the organism in Eukaryota, Metazoa, Chordata, Mammalia, Dermoptera, Cynocephalidae. Gene Ontology annotation, biological process: regulation of transcription by RNA polymerase II; cell differentiation. Gene Ontology annotation, molecular function: DNA-binding transcription factor activity, RNA polymerase II-specific; sequence-specific DNA binding. The transcript is spliced from 8 exons.